This is a messenger RNA of Oppia nitens, 867 nucleotides long. Its product is annotated as 3-oxoacyl-[acyl-carrier-protein] reductase FabG-like. Lineage: Eukaryota; Metazoa; Arthropoda; Arachnida; Sarcoptiformes; Oppiidae. The record is from RefSeq and is a predicted model, not a curated record. The coding region runs from base 1 to 867 and encodes 288 amino acids. The transcript has 4 exons.
AUGAAAUUGAUUGCUAGUCUUAUAUUAUUUGUCUUAUGUAUCGGUGCUCUAAACGGUACUAAAUUGCAGUUUGAUUCGAUAAAUACAUACAAUUUUACCAACAAAGUUGUAUUGACUACCGGUUCGAGCAGUGGUAUGGGUGAAGAUAUUGUUAAACUGUUUUCACAAUUAGGAGCCAAUGUAGUGGUCACCGGUAGAAAUGCCACAGAAAUACAACGAGUGGCCAAUGAAUGUCAAAAUCUAUCGCCAAAAAAACUAAAGCCGUUACAAGUGGUGGCCGAUGUGUCCGAUGACAAACAAUUGACUGAUUUGCUAAAGAAAACAAUCGAUACGUACGGAAAGUUAGAUGUUUUGGUCAACAACGCCGGUAUAGGCGGACUAAAACCUAUAGUAGACCCUAAAUUUAUGGAAAAUUUUGAUAAGAUUAUGUCAAUUAAUCUAAGACCUUAUGUUCAGUUGAGUCAUCUGGCAGUACCUUAUUUAAUGAAAACUAACGGCACUAUUAUUAGCACAUCUAGCAGUUUGACAAUGUCACCGCUAAAAAAUAAUUUGGCUUACAUUGUGUCUAAAGCGGCCACCGAUAUGAUGACCCGUGUGUUGGCACUUGAAUUGGGACCCAAUAUACGAGUCAAUACUAUUAAUCCCGGAUUGACUCAAACAAAUUUUCACGACGGGGUAAUAGAUCCGGUUAUAAUAGAGGCCUUUUUAAAACUGGUUGUCGCACACACACCAUUGAAGCGUUUGGGCCAACCCAUGGACAUGGCUAAGGGUGUGGUAUUUUUGGCCAGUGACCAGGCAUCAUUUAUUACAGGUGCCAAUCUUGUUAUUGAUGGCGGAUUACAUUAUACUGUCGGUGGACUAUUUUGA